UAAACUACACGUUAUUUAAUGUCAUUCUUGUGUGGUCGGUUGAGUGAUAGUUUAUCUGUGAAAAGCGCGUAUCUGUGUCAUAAAUUGUACGUAGCACGGGCUCUAACACUGAGUUAAACACCAGAAUUUGACAGAUGAACAUGUUCUGCCUUGUGUUUUACGUCAUCAGCUGUGUUAGAGGGAACACUACUCGUUAAUAUUACAAGAGAUUAACGCGCUACAACUGUACGAUUACUGUUGUAUUGUAACGUUUGAUUGUACUGUACAGCGUGACAGCUGCGGUUAACAAGUAUAAACAAAGCUAACCCGCUGUUAUCUGUAAUUAGACUUAAAAUUUAGUUAUUUUUCGAGAAAAACAAAGCCGUAAACGUUCCGAUUUUACGAGUAAAGGGGGAAGUAUUUUAAAAUUCGAAUUAUAGCAUAACAAAGCUUAGUAAUUAUCCUAUUGUCUGCGCGUUAUUCUACAGCUGUUACGUCAUAAUAGCACUUAGGUAUUGAGGAAAGUCGGCAUUCCGACGUGACAACUUAAUAUAGAAGCUCGGAACACUUUGCGAGGGUCGAUAAUUAUCUCCCUACCUAUGACUCGUCUCACACGUAAAGGGAGGUUAGUCACAAAGUGUCGACCUUGAUUUCUCUUUAUGCAAUUUCCACUUACAAAAAGGACGAAGUUCGAUUGGAAGGAAAAAAAAAUUUUAAAAAUUCCACGGUUAGUCAUCCGUUAAGUGAAAGCGAUUGACUCACAUACAGAUGAUGAUGAUGUUAAUUCGAUAAUUAGAAGUUUCGGCUGUUUAAGGAGGAGCGACUUAGGGAUUCGUUUUGCCUCCCCCUUCGCCAGGAAUUUCAGUUAUUCCCAUUAGAUGAGUAACAAAAGACUCCAUUUAAGAAGAAAAGAUGAUGCUGAUGAUUUGAUUAUUAGAAUUUUCGCGUGUUGUAGGGGACAAAUCCAGCUCGUUUUUGGCCCUCCCGCGUGUCACAAGUGCCGAAAACUGUAUGUUAUUCCUGUUAGAUGAGUAUCAAAAAUCAUUUAUGAUGCCAUUUAAAAGAAGAAGCAAUAUGCCAUAUGCUAGUGUAAAACGAUCCGAUUGUGCGAAAAUUGCGUUUUUGUCGCCCGUCUUUCAGCGUGAGAACAGGGUGAAUCACCUUUAAGUUUGCUCAAUACUGUGGCGAUUUUUUUUGUAUUUUCUUUUUUAUCUUCUAACUCGAAGAAAGGAUACGGAGCCGAACCUCUACACGGGAAGGAAGAAAAAAAAAAAUACAUGAUAUUGAAAAUGAGGAAAUGAAUAUGGUUAACGAAAUUACUGAAGAGUAUUUUCAACUCGGUUUUUUAGGAGGAGGGCUGCAACCAUUCCAACAAUUUGCAGCGAAACAUAAAAAAGGGGGAGGAAUCGGUUAAACAAUAUAUCGAAACAAAAAGGAAAUCUGCUAUUGAAACGUUGAAUUUCACGCGCUAUUGCUCGCAUUUUUUCCCCUUUCGGUUUUUCUAGUAACUUUUUCUCCCACUUUACCGCCUCGCCAUCUUUAUUUUUUCUGUUUGUGUUAUGCCACCUGCACUCUACCUAGUGUUUAGCUUGGUUUAUAAUGCAUACUAUACUAUUGUUAACGAAUAAAAAGACUGCAAGAAUUGCCGUCUUAGUGGGGAAUUCUACUCUGUUAUGCGUUAAGUUCUUCGUAACGAAAAUAUACGCUUUACGCGAAAAUUAACGGUCGAGAUACGUCAUUUCCUGUGCCACAUUCCUAAUUUUCAAUAGAAGUUGAUGGAGAGAAGAGGGGGAAGCUGAUGAAAUUAUGCCUCACUAGCAAUGACAACAAUUAUCUAUUACAUUUUCUAGAAUAAAUAUCGUUCAGAUCGUUGACCUCGUUAUGUGUGGGCCAGUAGCCACGCCUGAACUUCCAAGAAGUCUCUUUUUUUUACUUGCUUUAUCCUCCUUGGGUUCUUUAUGACUUUCCACUGCUGUUGAUCUCAGUGGGGGUCAUUUACUGAAUGUUACUCACUUCUACACCUUGUUAAACUUUAAACAGAAAGUUGUUUAUGACUUUAUUUAGUAGGAAGAGUUGAUAAGUCCAGCAACCAUUUUUAUUUAUCAAAAUUGUUAAAUUUGACAGUGCUCUCCAUCUUCCAGGACAUUCUGGAUGCACCUGGAGUGAUCCAUGCCGGCCUAGAAAAAAUAGCGAUUACCGGAUUUUCCAUCCUUAAUAUGUUUAAAUUUUUGUCAUCUUUGUAUUCUUCUUCCUUGUCUUGUCUGCAAACUGCAAAAAUAAAAUGUAUAAAUAUUCUGUCUUGUUAUUUCGGUCUCUGGCUCCUGCCGAGCAAUUUCCUUCCUGUCUAUCCUGUCUGUUAUCAUUAGGUAAUUUAUCAUCUUAUUCUGAUCUUAAUUAACUUUAAGUAAUUAUAUACAAUUAGCAACUUCCACUUGUGAGAAACUCUCAUCUAUGUUGACUUAUGUUACACUGUUCCUCAAAAAUAAGCAAGAAAAGGAAAACGAAAGUGAAACAAUGGUUGAUUCUUCAUCGCAAGCUAAUGUGCAAGCUCUUCUUGCCAUUUUUAGACAGAAAGAUCAGCCAUUAAUGGGAAUGCUGCAACCAGGUGCUAAGAUAAAUGGCAAUAAAACAGUGAACAAACUCUCAUCAAAUACUAUCAUCUGUGAUAAAAAUGGCAACGACACUGUCUCUUCAGUUGCAAAUAAUACCGAAAUUCUCAACAAAAUCACUCGGUCUGGUAUCGUUUCUGAGCGCAAGGGAUCUUUACCAGAGUUAAGCAUUGUUAAUGCUCUGUCAAGAUCUGUGGAAAGAAUUUCUCCAAAUGGUUCACCAAUUCAUAGCGCUCAAAAUACCAUGAAACCACUCAUAAAACCAAAGCCAAAUAUAGCUCAAAAACCAGUAAAAUCAGCUUCAUCAACUAUGAUCAAAUUGCCAAAGAAUGAUCCUGUCAACUUCGGGAUGGAAGAAAAAUUGACUCCAGAGGGUACCGAACAAAUUAAAGAACUGAAGCAACACAUUAGUGAAUUGGCAAAUGAAGUAACACAAGCAUUGGAAAAAAAUGCUAGUCAGGAGUCACUUACAAAUUCAAAAUUAGCAUUGAACAAAUUAGAAAAGAACUCCAAUUCAUUAAGCAAAGAUAGUUUUACAUUAAGUGAUAAUGCAAUCAUACAAGCAUUAUCUCUCUCUACAUUCAAAUUUGAUGACUCAUCCCUCAUACUAAAUAAUUAUAUAUGCUAUAGUAAUAAAAAGUUUAGAAGAAAAGAACUUCCUCCUAAGGAAAAACUGGGACCAGCUCCUCUCAAACCUCUACGACCACUCACAAUAAGACCUUUCACGGUAACAAAUGUGUGUACUUAUGACCCUCCGCCAUUGCCCGAACGAAGUCUGAAACAAUUUCAACGAUCAAAUACCACAUCAGUGUCUUCUUGGCCUCUUCAUUACUUGGAAUAGGAACAAUUGCUACACACUCAUCACUUCCUUUUUCUUCCUCUUCUUCAUCUUCCUCCAUUUUUUUUUCUUCCAGGGCAAUCAGAGAUUGCAAAAUUUCCUCAUCUGUAAGGAAUCCUUCUGUAGCAAGAUUAUUGUCAAAACUGCAAACGAGACUUAAUACAAAAGGGUGAUGAAUUUUAUGUUAUUGAGGCUUUGUUAAUUGCUAUGCAUUGGCUAUGUUAAUGUCAGUAACUAAUACUGUACUGCACUUUCUAGUAAACAACAAAUGUUUUAUAGGAAAAGAAGCAGCACAUGGUUUACUGGGUGUUUUGGAGUUCACUGGAGGCAGUUCACUGUAAUCGAGGUCUCUCAAAUAGAGAUUCAGAAUAAUUUGAUUCAAUGUAACCAAGUUUCCAUUAUAACUAUGUUUAAAGACAUAGCAGAUUUGCCAAGAAUAGAUUCUUCAGUUCAAUAAAACCAAGGUUAUAUUAUAUCUGACUUCAUUGUAUGAGAGUUCCACUGUACUAAAUGCCAUUCAGAAAAAGUUCUCUACAGCCAGCGAUAAUCAUUUUGUUUUCAAUGAAAGGGGUAUUAUCACUGUUAUAAACAGUACACCAAUUUAAAAUAACGUAACAUUUGUAAAGGCAAAUAUUAUUUAAUGGCAGUUUUAGACUACAAAUUUCUAGGUUAGUGUGACAAGACAUUUUUCAUAUAAGUUUAUUUAAUAUAAAGCUUGACUUACACAAUAGUUGAUAUCAUACAAGGUUUAUGAUUUCAGUUAAAUAUCAAUUCCAGCAAGACCGAGCAUUGAUGAACAUACUGAAGCUCAUAAAACUGAAAGAUCCUGGACAAAGGUGUAGAUUUCCUACAUUUAAGACCUUUACUGUUAUCGCAUAUGUGAUAUAAAGAAUUGCAUAUGUCAUAUAAUGUACACAUUAUAUAUAUAUAUUAAACAUUUUUUUUUCUCCAUUGCUAAUAUAAUUGUUUGGUUUGAUGUGAAACACUAGUUGGAUCCACUUGAAUAAUCAUUUAAAUAUAAUGUCAGAGUUUGUUCUUGUGUAAUAAUAAAAUUUGCUUGCUGAUUAUAAAAAUAAUUUAAUAAUAAUUAUAUAAAUUGAUAGAAUUAAAUUUUAGUGUAAAUAAAUUUGUAUAAUAUAUAGUACACAAGUAUGCUUGAUAAAGCAAAAUAAUAACUCAAAUACUAUUUACAGCAUAUCAUUAAAAUCAUCAGCCAAGGUCUCUUUUAAUGCACAUAAUUAUUCUUGUCAACAGAAGUAAACAAAAGUGACAAGUGAUGUGUAAUACAGACAGAAUAAAUUUAUGUCAUUGACCGUUUCAACAUAACAGCCAUCCAUAUUGAACGUUCUUCAAUUUGUCAUGCCCUAAGUGCGGGAAGCAUAAUUUGUCGACCUCAUUUUGCAGUUACGACUUCUCCUCUUCAACAGCACUGUGUAAUUUACCUCUUAGGUUACAAAGUAUCCCAGUUACGUAGAACUGCCGCACGACUCAAAUUACGAGUUGAAAGAUAAGGUCUUGUAACUGUUUAAUUUGCUUCUUUGACAGUCUACAACGAGGCAUUUAUCCAAUUUAACUCACUCUUUAAAGUCGUAUUUCAGAUCUGUUUUAAGCAAGUAGAAAAUUGAAGGAAAAGAAUGGUUGAGAAUAUCAGUAGUUGCUACUAAAGACAUUAAGCAUUUAAAAUAAUUGUAAAAUUAUACUUUAGUCUGGGUUAAGCUACUUUUUUUUACUUAAGUAAGACAUUAAGUUGGGUUAGCAUCGCACACAAAUAGAGAAAACACUUGGAAAAAUUGUUUAAAACAGUGUUUUUCCUGUUUUUAACAUUAAAAUUUACAAAGACAGACAAGCAUUUGAAAACUAUUAUCAUUUUCUUGACCUAAAUACAAAAGUUGGAUAAUUACAUACAAGUGUAUUAUGUGUAAUAAGUUAAUUAAAUGUAGUAAAAACAAUUUUUAGACAAGGAAAUUCCAUUCUGAGAAAGGUUCUCUGCUUUUAAAAUUUUACAAGUAAAAAUAAUUCCUGUCUGAUUGAUAAUGCACUGAUCUGAUCCGUAACAUUUAUAAAUCUUGUCACUCCUGAAUUUCAGGUAUCUCGAUCUCUUUUUUACCACCAAUAUGUAUUUUUAAUUAUGGCCUAUUCACCUCAAUACAGAAAACUGGUAAGAAGUUUUUAAAAUGCAUUAGAAGAAUGGAGAAUUUAAAAAUAUUGUAAAAGUUAAAAAAGUAAUAAAAAUGAAAUUAAUGUGGGUACAUGUAGAAAUGUGUGAUUUCUUGUCAUUUCCCUUGUGGGUUUGGCAGCGACCCAAAAAGUAUAAAGGCAUUACUUAUCUAAUCUUUGAAUCUAUAUGACAUCCGUCUUCCU
Molecule: messenger RNA, 5787 nt
Organism: Centruroides sculpturatus (bark scorpion)
Lineage: Eukaryota; Metazoa; Arthropoda; Arachnida; Scorpiones; Buthidae
Exons: 3
Coding region: 2431-3429 (332 amino acids)
Source: RefSeq, a predicted model, not a curated record